This is a messenger RNA of Momordica charantia (bitter melon), 1948 nucleotides long. Its product is annotated as isocitrate dehydrogenase [NADP]. Gene Ontology annotation, molecular function: magnesium ion binding; NAD binding; isocitrate dehydrogenase (NADP+) activity. Gene Ontology annotation, biological process: isocitrate metabolic process; NADP+ metabolic process. NCBI's taxonomy places the organism in Eukaryota, Viridiplantae, Streptophyta, Magnoliopsida, Cucurbitales, Cucurbitaceae. Gene Ontology annotation, cellular component: mitochondrion. The record is from RefSeq and is a predicted model, not a curated record.
UUGUAGGUGGACGGCAUACACAUAAACCCCCCGUGAAAACUCCAGCUGCUGUUAAAACCCCUAUAAAUUCUCCUCCGCAGUGUCCAAAUCUCAGCGAUGAGAUGAGAGCCAGACUCUUACGAAGCGCCAUGCCAAGCGCCACACUGUUUUCUUCGCCCGUUGCUCCCAAAAACCCUUCUCUACCUUUCUCCCCCACCUCUUCUAGUCUCUUCAAUGGACGUCUUCUCCGGAAUCAGCUCUCCUGUCCGAUUCGCUCCCCUGCUGUUUCGCUUCGAUGCUACGCAUCUUCUUCUGGUUUUGAUCGAGUUCGCGUCUUGAAUCCUAUUGUCGAAAUGGACGGUGAUGAAAUGACGAGGAUCAUAUGGGCAAUGAUAAAAGAGAAACUUAUUUUCCCGUACCUGGAUUUGGAUAUAAAGUAUUUUGACUUGGGUAUAUUGAAUCGAGACGCUACUGAUGACAGAGUUACCACGGAGAGUGCAGAAGCCACUCUCAAGUACAAUGUUGCUGUAAAAUGUGCUACAAUUACUCCAGAUGAGGCCAGAGUCAAAGAGUUUGGACUUAAAGCUAUGUGGAGAAGUCCCAAUGGGACGAUUAGGAACAUUCUUAAUGGUACUGUUUUCCGAGAACCUAUCUUAUGCCAAAAUAUCCCAAGAAUUGUUCCUGGUUGGAAGAAGCCCAUAUGUAUCGGCAGGCAUGCUUUUGGUGAUCAAUACCGUGCCACAGAUACAAUCAUCCCGGGGCCUGGAAAGCUUAAAAUGGUGUAUGUUCCAGAAAAUGGGGAGACACCAACAGAGCUCGAUGUUUAUGACUUCAAAGGACCAGGCAUAGCACUUACAAUGUAUAAUGUUGACGAGUCUAUUCAAGCAUUUGCAGAGUCGUCAAUGUCACUGGCUUUUGAGAAGAAGUGGCCUCUAUAUUUGAGCACUAAAAAUACGAUUCUCAAGAAAUAUGAUGGCAGGUUUAAAGAUAUAUUUCAGAAAGUGUAUGAGGAGAAGUGGAAGCAGAAGUUUGAAGGAAAAUCGAUAUGGUAUGAACAUCGGCUUAUUGAUGAUAUGGUAGCCUAUGCUGUGAAAAGUGAAGGUGGAUACGUUUGGGCUUGCAAAAAUUAUGAUGGGGACGUUCAGAGUGAUUUACUAGCACAGGGAUUUGGAUCUUUGGGACUAAUGACAUCUGUAUUGUUGUCAUCUGAUGGGAAGACGUUGGAAGCUGAGGCAGCUCAUGGCACUGUAACGCGGCACUACCGAUUAUAUCAAAAGGGACAAGAAACCAGUACAAAUAGUAUUGCUUCUAUUUUUGCAUGGACGCGCGGGCUCGAGCAUAGGGCGAAAUUAGAUCACAACGAGAGGCUGUUGGAAUUUGUUCAGAAGUUGGAGGCUUCGUGCAUUGAGACAGUGGAAUCCGGGAAAAUGACAAAGGAUCUUGCCUUACUGAUACACGGAUCCAAGGUAUCAAGGGAGUUUUACUUGAACACGGAGGAAUUUAUCGACGCCGUGGCACAGAAUCUGGCUGCAAAACUCCAGCAACCUCCUGUAGCGGUUAACUGAAUGACUUGUUAUUAUAAAAGAUGGAGAUUCGAUUUUUGAUUUCCAAGGUGAGAAACUCUUCACUCUCUUUCUCGUUGCUGACCCAGGAUUCUGAUGAUGUUUCUGAGGUGGGUGUUUUUCUUUCUGACCUUCGCCCGUGCUGUGCUCAUUCGUCUGCCGUUAGUUUUGGCUUCACUUUUGGGGAGGGCAACGGUGCUGCCCACCAACUUGCCCAACUCGCCUUGUCGUAGCAGAUUGACAAUGUUUGGUUUGAAGAUGACCCUAUGUUAUUUCUCGCAUUGUUGAUUCAUACUAGUGCUUACUCGUCCUGUUUGUUUACUUUUUCCUUUCCUCCUAAAAAAACUGAGAAACCGAGAAAUAAAAUAAGGCUCGCCAGUUUAGAGUUGCAUCGAUUGUGACAUGUA